UUUACAAUCCAAAGGUCCAGAAUAUGCUUAUCAAAAUUGCCGUUUGUGCCAUUUACAUUUUGAAAAAAAAUGGUACAAUGUUAACAAAAUUAAUGCUCGUCUUCACCCAGAUGCUGUACCUACUUUAUUUGGACUACAUUUAGAACAAGAAAAUAUAACAACUAAUAAAACACAAAAGGAAGAUGCAUUGGCAGAAAAAACGAAUAGAAAUACAGAGGCAACUGAUAUUCAAAUGGUUGAAAUACAGGAAGAGACUAGCAAUGCCAACACUUCAGAAAUAAUCUCUUCAAAAAUUCUGCCAAUCACUACUGUUAUCCAUGACAUAGAGGCUGGAAAAGUUAAACCAAGUACAUCCGGAAGUCAAUGUAUCAAGACAUCAUCGGAUGAUAGCCCAAGAAAGAGAAAAUUACGUUUGAAAAUCAAGAGAUUACAGGCACAAAAUAGAACUCUACGUGAGACAGUUCGACGACUUCGUUUAGAAAAGAAGAACACCAAGAAGGUAAAAAUUAGAGAAGUCAAAAUGAAUGAAUAUGGGCGUUUCAAAAAAUUAGGCCGUAAGUUAUUCCCUGACAAUUUUAAUAAAAUAUUAAUGGCACAAGUUGACGCACAACUGAAAAGUAGACGUGGCAUGAGAUAUGAUCCCGAAUUUAAAAAAUUUGCCUUAUCAAUAUAUUUUUUAAGUCCACGCACUUACCGAGAAUUGCAAAAAUCUAUUACAUUGCCUUCUUUUUAUGAACGAGACAGCACACAAUGGAUAAAAGCAGCUCCUCAAUUAUCGAUGGAUCAUAUAGAGCCAAAACAUUCGGAAACUCAAAAUUGUGCUCCUGAUAAUGAUGAUAUAUUAAAUAUUAUUGGAAAGUCUAGUAGCAAAGAGUCCACAACUUCAGAAUUGGUUCCAUCUUCGACGUAUAAAGUUUUAAAAAUUCCGACUCACGAUUAUCAAACAAUGACUUUGCCAGAAGAGAAUGCAUUUAACGAGGCACCGGGUAGGAAGCGGGUCCGGGUAAAGGAUUACUCAGGUAUUUCUAGUUACAACGGGCAUUGCGUGAGCGUGAUUCUACCUACUGUCUAA
Messenger RNA from Mycetomoellerius zeteki, 1072 nucleotides. RefSeq lists its product as uncharacterized. The coding region runs from base 233 to 1072 and encodes 279 amino acids. The transcript is spliced from 8 exons. The record is from RefSeq and is a predicted model, not a curated record. Lineage: Eukaryota; Metazoa; Arthropoda; Insecta; Hymenoptera; Formicidae.